Molecule: messenger RNA, 2632 nt
Organism: Monopterus albus (swamp eel)
Lineage: Eukaryota; Metazoa; Chordata; Actinopteri; Synbranchiformes; Synbranchidae
Gene: yjefn3
Product: YjeF N-terminal domain containing 3
Exons: 6
Coding region: 351-1091 (246 amino acids)
Cellular component (GO): mitochondrion
Molecular function (GO): NAD(P)HX epimerase activity
Source: RefSeq, a predicted model, not a curated record
AAUUGGCUGGCUUUCCCGGUGAGCACAGCUGAUACACAGAGCCAAGUGGUUUUAUCAGAGAAAGAGCCAGGACCACAGUGGGAAGAGAUAGAAAGGAGAGGCAGAAAUAAAGGCAAGAUUCACUGUGUGUGUAUGUAGCAGCCAGUAAUUACCUUUUCGUGUGCAAACCCAGACAGAGAUACAGAGAAAGGAAGUCCAUUUAGAUUCUCAAUCUAUUCCCGGGCAACGAGGUAGCCUGUGUUUAUUGAAUCAGAGUCAGACUGAAGGAGCUGAAGUGUUUUCUUUGGAGCGGCACAGCUCAUCCUUCCUUAUAUUUGCUGAGACGUGCUGAGUGAAAACAGACAGGCAAGAUGAACCACAGCUCAGCUGAGGCAGAGGCUGAAACUAUAGAACCACUGCGUUACCUCAGUAAAGGGGAAGUGGCAGCUAUUGAAACAGAACUACUGAAAGAAUACAGAUUUGGACAACAACAGCUGAUAGAGCUCUGGGGACAAGCAUGCGCCCUUGCCAUCACUAAGGCCUACCCUCUGAGCUCUCUAGCAAAGAAGCAGCCAACAGUACUGGUGAUUUGUGGUCCAGAUCAAAAUGGCUCCAUUGGUUUGGUGUGUGCCCGACACCUACGCAUAUUUGAAUAUGAGCCCACCAUCUACUAUCCUAAACGCUCCUCUCACAGUCUACACCAGGAUUUCACAGUUCAAUGUGAGAAGAUGGACAUCCCUUUCCUCUCCUAUCUCCCCACAGAGGUGCAGCUCAUAAAUGAUGCCUACAACAUAGUGAUUGAUGCCAUGCUGGGCCCUGAGGCAGAUGGCACCAGCAUUAAGGAGCCUUACUCCUGUAUUCUGGUCACUCUUAAGCAAGUCAGGAUCCCCAUUGCCAGUGUGGAUAUCCCCUCAGGUUGGGAUGUAGAAGAACCAAGUCAGGACGGGAUAAACCCAGAAGUUCUCAUCUCACUUACAGCACCAAAGAAGUGUGCCAUGGGUUUCUCAGGGAAGCAUUUUUUGGCCGGACGCUUCCUCCCUUAUGACAUCCAGAAAAAAUAUGAGCUUAACCCCCCAAACUACCAGGGCACAGACAGUCUCAUAGAAUUGUAACACAUGGAGCACAUAUGGUUAAUCUAUUCUUUUUGUUUGUUUUAUAGACUGUUGAUGUCAUUUAAUGUUAUCUCAGUUGUGUAGAACAGGCUACAUCUUAGCAAAUGUACUGUUAAGCUACAGUAGAAGGAUCAUAUUUAGAAACUGUGGUUUAGGGAAUGGCGUGAUGAAUUUUUGUGCAAAUCUACGUGAGAAAGUUGUAGCAUUAUGCUGUUUUCUUUGCAAAAGACAAAUGUCGUUUUGCACAGUCAGUCAAAAAAAAAAAGAAUUUUCCUCCAAUCAUAGUUUUUUCCCCUCAAAAUUUUAAUUGUUCAUUUUCUGAUACUCAAAUGUUUUGAUAUUUAUUUUAAUUCUGAAGUGCACUAUUGAGACGAGUUGGUGUAGGUUGGCAAUAUAAACUGUUUGUUUUUUUGGUUGUUUCGCCAGCCUGCAUUUCUGCAUUACUUUUCCUGUGGGUACCUCACUAGUUGUUACAAAAGGCCCAGACAGUUCUUGUUGUCUAAUAAAACAGUCCCAGUUAAGGGAAAAUACAAUUUCUGGCUUUAUGUUUCUUUUCAUUUAAAGUUUUAAAAUGUCAUAUAAACAUUACUCCAAAUGAAUGAUAAUGUUGCUUGCUAACAUAUUUUCCAUAACACCUUUAUAAGGUUCUGUUUUCAGCUUGUUCCACUGCCCCCAUGUGGUCAGGACACUCAGUGAAGGUGCAUACCUUUAGCUGAUUCCAUGUAUACUACCACACAUGGUAAGGUUCUGCUAAAAAAAUUUUUUUUGAUUCAUUUACUGAUUUCAGCGUGACAUGGUGGAGCCAAAAGAGGCCUUGAACACAACCCUUUCUGUUCAGUGAUGUCACUAAUCACCAAGCCGCCAGGGUGUGUUAUAUCACAUGCAAUUAACAUUGUGCUUCUUAGAUGAGGACACAAUGUUACUUCUGUUUAUUAGUAGCUGGAUUUGAUUGGCUAAUGAAAGCCAUAACCUGGUAAUAAACUGGCUAUAAUUAGCUGUGUAGAGGAUGGUCUUUCAUUAUUGAGUUCAUGGCCUCAGUGUAAAUGACUGAAGCUGCUGUGCUGUUUAUGGAUGAGGUAAUAUGUAUUUAUAUGAAGCACAGGAGUCUUCUGAAUAAUACUAAUGCACUAUUAUAGCCCAAUGUGCACAUGUGUGGGUGGACGUUGAAAGUCAUGGAAAAAGAAUACUGAUCUGUUCUUUCACUCAGUGGCAUUAAAUCUGUCUGAGGCAAAUUGACAAGGGUUGUAGAAAUACUAUAUGUCUGAGGGCUCAGUGGUUCUGUUUUUCAUGCCCGUCCAGUCAGGAAACAGUUUCAUGUCACCACUUUGUCAUUUGUGCUUUUCAUAAGAAUGGUUGAGUAAUGAGAUUUGGGGUCGUUGGUGGCCUGGAGAAUUGAACAAUUAUAACUGACAGUGGCCCUUAUAGAGUAGUAAUAGAGUGAGCAUUUGUCUUACAUGGAGAAGAAAUGUGGUCAUAAGAUUUAAUGAGAGCAGUGAGGCAGAAAAAUGAAUCCUGGACAUUUAUUGUACAAUAAACAAACG